CCUCUCCUGUGUGAAUGAUAUACCAGAGGCUGACCCGUCUCACGAGUAUGGCACAGACCAACCAUGGCGAACCAGAGAUCCUGUGGCGUCCUACUCAUGGCGGCACAACGCCCAUGGAUACAUACCGCCGGCUUGUCAAUGACAGGUACAACCAGAAGCUGGUCGACACCAAAGAGCUGCAGCAAUGGUCCGUCAGGCAUCCACACAACUUCUGGCUCGAUCUGUAUAGAUAUCUGAAGCUCAAACCCCCCUUGCCACCGUCAAUGAAGAAAGCAUACGACGACAACGUUCCCAUGAGCCAGAACCCUCCAUUCUUUCCGGGCCACGAAUUGAAUUACGCCGAGAAUGUGCUGUUCGCCAAUCCCAACCCUGACGAUAUAGCCUUGAUCGGCAUCAGAGAGGAUCAGGACAUUUACAAGGACAGACCUGAGACCAUCACGUGGCGACAAUUCAGGGGAAAAGUCCGGGAAACCGCCAGCGCCCUGAAACGAAGUGGUGUCAAGCAAGGCGACCGCGUCGGCGCAUUGGUCGCGACGUCGAACUGGGCCAUCAUUCUGUUCCAUGCAGCGGCCUCCAUAGGUGCAAUCUUCACGUGUAUCAGUCCGGAACUCGGAGUGGAAGGAUGCGUUUCCAGACUGCAGCAAGUCAAGCCCAGCAUUCUCUUCGUCGAUAGUCACGUCGUGUACAAGGGCAAGGCGGUCUCCACGGCACAGAAGCUGAGUGAAAUCCUGCAGAGACUGAAUAGCCGCCCGAAGGUCUUCGUGGUACCUGUGGAAACGGUGCAGUCAAAAUUUCCUACGAUGGACGAUUUCUUGCAGAGAUCAAGUCCCUCCGACGCGCUCACUUUCACACGUGUACCAUUCAACUACCCUCUGCUGAUUUGCUACUCUUCCGGCACGACAGGAGCGCCAAAGUGCAUCGUCCACCAGCACGGACUGAUCAUACAAGUCAAAAAGAUCUCAUCUCUUCACAACGGCUUGGCGCCCGGAGAUGUGAUCAUGCAGUACUCGAGCACUUCUUGGGUAGUGUUCUAUGUCAUGUGCGGGCAUUUAUCUGCUGGUGCAACUUUAGUGGUGUACAACGGCAGUCCCUUGUUCCCCGAUGCAAAACAAUUACUCAGGAUCUGUGACAAGCACCGCGUUAGUUUCCUCGGCGCUUCACCUCGCUUGCUGCUUGAAAUUGAGAUGUCGCGAACAAUACCGAAGAAGGAGUUCGACCUCUCACCAUUAAGAAUGGUCUAUACCACCGGUGCGCCUCUAUCCAUCGAGCAAUAUCGAUGGUUCUACCGAUCCUUUCCCUCCGCAGUGCAUAUCUGUAACACUGCUGGGGGUACCGACACAGCGACUUCUCUUCUUGCUUUGGAUCCUUGUGCGCCUGUAUAUGCAGGUGAAAUGCAAGUGCCAGCUCUUGGGAUGGACGUCGAUAUCGUCGAUCCUGUCACUGGGGAAUCCAUUGCACAAACAGGUGAAGCGGGCGAAAUGGUGAUCAGGAAACCUUUUCCUAGCAUGCCGUGCUUCUUCUGGGGCGACAAAGAUGGCAAGCUGUACCGUGCAGCAUAUUUCGAGAGGUUUGAACAUAUCGACGUCUGGGCUCAACAUGACUGGCUGAGUCGGAAUCCGAAGACAGGCGGAUAUACCAUGCACGGUCGCAGCGACGGUGUUUUGAAUCCUUCAGGCAUACGCUUCGGCAGUGGUGAAAUCUACGCCAUUGUUGAGACUCAGCCAUUCACCGAGUACAUCAGCAACAGUCUAUGUGUCGGCCGCCGGAGACCAAAGGACCCAGAUGAGCAAGUAUUCUUGUUCCUGGUCAUGAAACCUGGCAUCUCCUUGACGACAGAGUUACGUUCACAGGUCAAAAAUGCAGUCCGAAAUGGACUGUCUCCGCGGCAUGUGCCCAAGUUUGUGAUAGCCGUCCCCGACAUUCCGGUGACGAUCAACGGAAAGAAGGUUGAGAUUGCUGUUAAGAAUGUCUUGAGCGGAAAAGAUGUAAAACCAAGUGCGACUGUACAAAAUCCUGAAACCAUUGCGUGGUUCAAGCGAUUUAGAGACCUGGAAUCAGAACCAGGAGAUACAAAGUUGUAGAAACGGUCGAAACUAGAAUAUAGAGGCAUGGUGCUCGAAGUUACCUGAGUUGGCU
Messenger RNA from Exophiala xenobiotica, 2136 nucleotides. Its product is annotated as acetoacetate-CoA ligase. The transcript has 2 exons. The record is from RefSeq and is a predicted model, not a curated record. Gene Ontology annotation, cellular component: cytosol. Gene Ontology annotation, biological process: lipid metabolic process. The coding region runs from base 15 to 2081 and encodes 688 amino acids. Gene Ontology annotation, molecular function: acetoacetate-CoA ligase activity. Lineage: Eukaryota; Fungi; Ascomycota; Eurotiomycetes; Chaetothyriales; Herpotrichiellaceae.